Molecule: messenger RNA, 1364 nt
Organism: Gadus macrocephalus (Pacific cod)
Lineage: Eukaryota; Metazoa; Chordata; Actinopteri; Gadiformes; Gadidae
Product: LRRN4 C-terminal-like protein
Exons: 2
Coding region: 210-1004 (264 amino acids)
Source: RefSeq, a predicted model, not a curated record
UAGAAUUAUAAGUACGCAGCAGGGAGGCAGAGAGAGAGAGAGAAGUGAGGGGGUGUUGUGAAGGAGGAGAGUGUUUGAGGGGAGCUAAAGGAAGUGGAUGAUGAAAAGACGAGAGUGAGUAAGCGUGCGUAUGGCCAGACAGUAUAUAAAGCUGGAGAACAAGAGAAGAUAAUAAGACCUUAAGAGCUCCCAUUGAUUCUUCAACAGAGAUGACGGUACUGAUGGUGUUGCUGUACAAGAGCCUGGCCGUGCUCCAGCUCUUCCUGACUCUUGACCCCUCCCUACGGCUCGCCCACGCUUCCUCCACCCCCUCCCCCAUCACCCGCACUGGUUUCCAGUUCGUGACUGCCCCGGACGACUAUGACAUUGACUACCCCGACGGCCUAAGCCAUCCCCCCAGCGCGGCUCCCCCCAUCAGGGCGACUAACGUUCCCCACGAGCUGUGCCAGUACGACCCCUGCCAGGAGGACCAGGCACCCUGCUCCGACCUCUCAGCCCAGAGCGGGUGCCUCUGCCCGGGCCUCAGCGGGGCCUCCCAGCCCCCCCGCCCCCCCCCGCUCCAGGGUCUGCUGCCCCCCGGCAGCGGGGAUAGAAGUGACGGCGGAGUGGUGGUACGCUGGUGCGCCCCAUACUCCGUCGUGACCGGGUACAGAGUGGUCGUCGAUGGCAACAGAGGCGCGGCCUUGGAGUUCCCGGCCCGGGGGCGGCGGGGGCAGGUGGGGGUCCUGGAGGCGCGGGCCGAGGUGUGCGUGGAGGCGGUGAACAGGGCGGGGCACAGCGCAGCGUCAGGGUUGUCCUGCAGGCAGUACCAGCCCCCCCCCAGGCUCAGCGGCUCUGGGAUGGUCGGGCUCAUAGGGGGCGGGGUUGCUGUCCUCCUACUGCUGGUCGUCACGGCGAUCGCCCUCCACCGGAGACGCAGAGCCCGACGAAAUACAACCGAGGCCAGAGCCGAGGGACUGGGGAACCCCUCCUACAGCGCAGAGGGAGGGGUCUGUGAGACAUAGAAACAGGCCGGGCAGGAAGAGGAAUGGAGAGGACAGAUGAGCAAAAGACUGAAGAGGGACCCAAGCUGAAUGACUCCUAGCUCUUUAGGAACUGUGUCAGGGGAUAAUGGUUAGAUAAGAAUCUUACAAUCAUGGUACUGUUAAUAUAGUAGGCCUAGUGCCAGCACAAUUGAAAUUGGAGGACGUUAUGGCGUAAUACUACACUGCACAAACAGUGAUUGAUGUGUGAAACUGCAGGUUGAUUUGCUGGCAAAUCCUCUGGCUUAAUAUAGGACACAAAUCAUCGUAUUGUAAAUAUUUUUACAUUUUUACAAUGUAUUGACCAAUCUUAUGAAUAAAUGCAUUAAUUUGUUAUCAAAA